This is a messenger RNA of Colletotrichum chrysophilum, 570 nucleotides long. RefSeq lists its product as uncharacterized. Gene Ontology annotation, molecular function: protein binding. The coding region runs from base 1 to 570 and encodes 189 amino acids. The record is from RefSeq and is a predicted model, not a curated record. Lineage: Eukaryota; Fungi; Ascomycota; Sordariomycetes; Glomerellales; Glomerellaceae. The transcript is spliced from 2 exons.
AUGAUGUGGCCAACGGGAUUCCCCCCUACCUCCCAGGAGUAUUUCGAAAGCUUCCUUUUGACUGAACCCGGCUCAUCCAUCGCCUCCGGGAUCGAGCCUUGCUUCAACGAGUAUGUCGAACGCUACAUGUACCCUGGAUUCGGCCAGCACAUGGUGAUCAGUCCGUCGUCAUACAUCGCCUACGAGAUGGAGUAUGGCCAAGAGCCGUACGCAAACCAGACGUACCCUCUGCCAUCCCAAUCGACAAGCUACAAGCUCGCCUCGAACGAGGUCAACAAAGAUUUGGACUGGCCCGAGGGCGUCAAUAUCGACCCCUUGAUAGCGGCGAUAUAUCGCAACGCGACGAAGAGCCCGCUUUGCGGCCUCCCUGACCACAUCUUGGUCAACAUCAUGCAGCAAACGGAUCUGACCACCGCCUGCCAACUCCGCCGCGCCUCGCGAACAUUCAUGAGGAUCUUCUCUUCGAGGCUCUUCUCAAAAUGGCAUAAGAACGGCGACGGGUACGGCUUUUUAUGGAAAUCGCCUUUCCAGGCCAAGGGCUGGAGGCUGCAAAACCAACCGCACGCCUAG